This is a messenger RNA of Fusarium sp. VM40, 1089 nucleotides long. The record is from the annotation of a GenBank genome assembly. NCBI's taxonomy places the organism in Eukaryota, Fungi, Ascomycota, Sordariomycetes, Hypocreales, Nectriaceae.
AUGUCUACAACCACUACAACCACAGAGACGCAGCGAAUUGUGCCUUUCAGCGUCGAGGCCAGCAAAUAUCCAGAGCCUCUUGCACUCUCCGGCGCGCUUGAUCAGUUUAAAUAUGAAGAGUCAACUCCCGUCAUUGGACGAGAAUACUCAGACGUCAAUCUAGUCGACGACAUCAUCAAUGCUAAGAACGCUGAUGAGUUAAUCCGCGAUCUCGCCAUCACAAUCUCGCAGAGAGGCGUUGUCUUCUUCCGCGCCCAGGACAAUCUCACAGACGAGCUCCAUAAAGCACUCGUCCACCGCCUCGGACAACUCUCUGGAAAACCAGCAGACUCAACACUGCAUAUCCAUCCUCUCCUCAACAGCACCAGCGAGUUUGGUGUAGGUGACAACGAAAUCAGCGUCAUCUCAUCUCAGGUUGAAUUCUUCCAGGAUCGUAUCAAGGAUAGAGAUGAUCGAAAGCAAGGCGCUGCCAGUUGGCAUAGUGAUAUCCAGUUUGAGCAGUACCCUGCAGAUUACACAAGUCUAAGACUCACCAAACUCCCAUCUGGCGGGGGCGAUACGCUGUGGGCGUCAGGGUAUGAGUUAUAUGACCGUUAUAGUGAUGCGUAUCAGAAGUUCUUUGAGGGUCUGACGGCCACUUACUCUGGAGACGGUUUUCUUCGCGCUAGGGAUGCCAGACCUGAUGUUUGGAAGGUUUACGAAGAACCAAGAGGUAACCCAGGGAAUAUCGGCGAUGCCCUCAAGGCUAUUCACCCCGUGGUGCGAACCAAUCCCGUCACAGGGUGGAAGUCCAUCUUUGCCAUCGGCAAUUUCCCCAAGAGGAUUAACGAGCUGAGCGAUCGUGAGAGCAAAGAGCUUCUGGAGUCUUUUUACGCGAGAAUCGAGCAGAACCAUGAUCUACAAGUUAGAUUCAGAUGGCGAAACCCGAACGAUAUUGCAUUUUGGGAUAAUCGCAGUGCUUUCCAUACCGCGACAAAUGACUAUGAUGGUCUGGGCGAGCGGACAGGCCAUCGGGCUGUUGGAAUUGGCGAGAAGCCUUUUCUCAACCCUGAUAGUCUGUCGAGGUCGGAGGCUUUGAGAAAGAAAUAG